Verticillium dahliae VdLs.17 is the source of this 775-nucleotide messenger RNA. RefSeq lists its product as uncharacterized. Bases 104 to 658 code for a protein of 184 amino acids. The transcript is spliced from 3 exons. The record is from RefSeq and is a predicted model, not a curated record. Lineage: Eukaryota; Fungi; Ascomycota; Sordariomycetes; Glomerellales; Plectosphaerellaceae.
GAGGAAGGGUAUGUAACAAAUGGCACGCUAGACUUUGCAAUCGCGAGCUGCCUCCCUUGGCAAACGCGUCGCGGUAUUGUCUUCUUAAUACUGACUUAUCUUCAUGAUUGACCGGGGACUGGGCGAUUUUCACACGAUGUCCGUCGCCAGACGCGCUCUCCAGAUGCUGUGGCCUUGGACUUCACCAUCACCGCAAUCCAACACAUCACAUGAGCCACCCCUUCCCUCGAUCGAAUACAUCCCCGUCCACGGAGCAUGGGAAAAAAAGGACCACCCAAAUUGGCCUGCCAGCGCGUUCAAGAUCCCAGAUGUUAUCAAGCCAGGGCAGGUCUUCUACCUUCGGAAGGGCAAGUUUGUUGACAUGGGAACGAUCGCUCGCAUCGAACUGCUCCCCACUGGUGAAGUCGUCAAGACGCCCCUAGAGAACCCUCUCAAUCCGAGGGAAGAACAGAUGAACCGUGAUAACAUGCAGUACGAGAACGAGAUCUACCGCUUGCUUGGCGACGUCUCCUUCGUCCCCAAACUUCUGGGCUGGGACUCCGCGUCGUGCACUUUGACGCUGGAACAUCAGACAAACGGUAGUCUGGACGACCGGAAGGCUUGUUUCCCCGAGCGCCCCGGGAUCGAGGUAUCAGGCGCGAGAGUGGACGCGGCAUAAUGUGCCUGACGAAGCCGACGACAUUUUCGGCCUGGGCUCGGUUUGUACUUCGUUCGCGACCGCGACGGAUGCUCUAGCUAGCGCACAUCAUGUAGCAACCAUCCCGAAGGCGUGCAU